Microthlaspi erraticum is the source of this 648-nucleotide messenger RNA. The record is from the annotation of a GenBank genome assembly. Lineage: Eukaryota; Viridiplantae; Streptophyta; Magnoliopsida; Brassicales; Brassicaceae.
AUGGGAAUCACUAGAGGAAUUUUAUAUCUUCAUCAUGAUUCACGUCUCACAAUCAUACACCGUGAUCUCAAAGCCAGCAACAUUCUUCUAGACGCAGAUAUGGACCCGAAAAUUGCUGAUUUUGGAAUGGCGAGGAUCUUUGGAAUAGACCAAAGUGUAGCUAACACAAAAAGGAUAGCUGGAACUUUCGGUUACAUGCCUCCGGAAUAUGUGAUCCACGGCCAAUUCUCAAUGAAAACUGACGUGUACAGCUUCGGUGUCUUAGUCCUUGAGAUUAUAUGUGGCAAGAAGAACAGAAGUUUCUCCCAAGAAAACAAUACAGAUGAGAAUUUGGUCAGCUAUGCUUGGAGGUUGUGGAGAAACAAAUCACCAUUAGAGCUCGUGGAUCCAACCAUUCAAGAGAAUUAUCAGAGCGAAGAAGUGACAAGAUGCAUCCACAUUGCGCUCCUAUGUGUUCAAAAAGAUCCAAAACAUCGUCCCAACAUGUCGACUAUCAUGCUGAUGCUCACUAGCAAUUCCGUUAAUUUACCUGUUCCUCAACCACCUGGAUUCCUACUUCCACACAAUCAUGGCGUUGAGUCAAGCCAAUCUCCAAUGAGGCCCACUUCUCAGACUCUCAAUGAUGUGACUGUUGUGGAGCCUCGUUGA